CAUAACUCAUAAUUUAACUAAAUCUAUUUCAUCAGUGCAAAAUAUUAUUUAUUUAUUAUUGGAUUCAUUAGAUUAAUUUCAGUGUAAAACUAUUUUUUUUGGAAAGAAAUAUUGGAAAAAGAAAAAUAAAAAGACUUAUUAUAUGCUUCGCGGUCGGCAUGACGUGGGCUCAAUAACGGCCCAAUUCUCUUCAUGUUUCGGCUCGACCUAUUUGAGUCCCCAUCAUGAGCACCGUUAGAUUGAGCUUGAAUGACGUAGAUCGGCACAAUUUCGACCGUCUGAUCAACGAUUCCUCUUCGUUUCCCUUCCCGCAUCGCCAUUCGUUCUGAAGCGAUGCGGGCCCCUCCCUGCGCUCCGCUUCACCCGCCGCUUCACCCGCGGCGCCGUUCGCAUCAGCGGACGCGUAGCUGGCUCCGCCGCCGACCUCGGCCCUCUUCCUCCUCCCCAGAUUCGAACGUUUUCCCCUUCCAGCCCUAUAAAUCGAGCGCUCCUCUCCUCCUUCCUUCCCAUCACCCCAUUCACCAAUCCUUAAUUUUCCUCUUCCUCCUCCUAGUCCCUCGAUUUCGCCGGAAAAUGUAUCGCGCCACCGUGUUGGUCGUCCUCUUCCUGGCUGCGGCCGGCCUCGCCGCAGCCGCCGAGGCACCCGCUCCUGGGCCCAGCUCCAAGCCCGAGCAACCGGAAUCGGCCCAGUCUCCGGCGAAAUCCCCCGCCUCCGCCACCGCCCCUUCCACCUCCACCUCCACCGCCCCGGCCACCGUUCCCGCCACCGCCCCCGCCGCCGCCCAUUCCCCGGCCACAUCCCCCGCCUCCGCCCACGCCCCAGCGAAGGCUCUCUCUCCGGAGGCCGCCACAUCGCCCUCGAACUCCCCUGCCGCGGCGCCGACCCCCGACGCCGACUUGGACGACGACAGCGACGACGAUAUCCCAGCUGAGGGUCCGAUCUCCGGCAGCCCUCCGGAGCCAUCCUUGGCUGCUGCGCCUGCACCGGAGGAGGAAGACGCGCUGAGCCCCACGACGUCGCCUAGCGGAGCAGGGGCGCCUAUCGCAGCUGGUGCUGCCUUCGCCGCUCUCUCCGCCGCUGUGGCUGCCGUCUUCGCUUUCUAAAGGCCGGCCUCGACCAUAUUGAUCUAAGAAUCAUCAUUUUGC
Molecule: messenger RNA, 1146 nt
Organism: Musa acuminata AAA Group (dessert banana)
Lineage: Eukaryota; Viridiplantae; Streptophyta; Magnoliopsida; Zingiberales; Musaceae
Exons: 1
Coding region: 334-1104 (256 amino acids)
Source: RefSeq, a predicted model, not a curated record